GUUUAAUAACAGGGAGAAUGGACAGCUCUGUGUGUGGCAGGAUGUUGCAAAAUUCUUUUCUAAACUUUUCUGGCCCAAACCAGAAGCCUGUUCAUGACCUUUGAAGCCAAGACAGCUUCACACUUGGGUGUUUUGAAGAGCAGCCCUAUUCCCCACAGGCUUGGCUGCCUUUUUUGCUUCUUGUUAAACCCCAGUAUCCUCCCCUCAGGACACCAACAUGACUAAUGACAAAGUCAGUCGUCCCUCCUGCCCCAAAUGCCAUCGCUCUGCCAAGCAGCCAAUCCCCACAGCACUGCCCUUUGCCUAAGGAUGUUUCCCUUUGUAGUGGGACUGUAUCCCUAUUAUCCUUCUCAUCUUUCCUUUCACCUCCUCCUAUUGGCAUCCUAUGAUUCUGUCACUUAUUGCUUGCAUGUACACUGGGGUCUUUAUACACCAGAGACAAACUCCUCACGCGUCCAAUCACGCUUGGCCAAUAAAGAAUAUUCUGUUCUUUCCCUCGCAAGGACUUAAGCACUGGAAUACCCUUCCGUGCUCACUUUGCAACAGCCCUGUCAGGGAGAUAAUGUGGAGAUGACGAUUGGGCCACCAAGCACCUAGCUAGCUUCAUGUUUUGAGCUUGUCCUCCUGAGUCUUCUGACUGCUGCAUCUCACUGGACUGAAGAAGGCUCUGUGUCUCUCCUCCCAGCCCCCAGCCCCCAAUGCCAGCUGAGCUUUUUUCAGGGGAGAACUUUGCCACCAUGAAACUCUGGAGCUAGAAAGGCCUGUCUCUCCUCCUCCUCCUCCUCUCUUAUGCCUUUGACUUCUCAGCCCCGAUUUCAGUCUUAGUUGACUUUCCACAGGUAAGUCAAGCCUAUAAGCCUACCCUGUAGAUUGUCGUAAUGCAACAAAACAGAAUGUCCUUUUCUGCAGAAGCUACUUGGAAGGCAGCCUUCUUGCUAGUGGUGCCCUCCUGGGAGCAGAAGAGCUGAACCGGUAUUUUCCUGAUCGCAACAUUGGCAUCUUUGUAGCCACCUGGAACAUGCAGGGCCAGAAGGAGCUCCCUGAGGUGCUGGAUGACUUCCUGUUUCCGUCUGAGCCUGAUUAUGCCCAGGACAUGUACGUGAUAGGGAUCCAAGAAGGAUGUCCAGAUAGGCGAGAGUGGGAGAUCCGCCUGCAGGCAACGCUGGGCCCUCAGUACGUCAUGUCUUACGCAGCUGCUCACGGGGUCCUUUACCUGUCCUUCUUCUUGCGAAGGGACCUCAUCUGGUUUUGCUCAGAGGUGGAAUGUGCCACAGUGACGACGCGCAUCGUGUCUCAGUUCAAAACCAAAGGUGCGCUGGGAAUUUGCUUCACGUUCUUCGGCACGUCCUUCCUUUUCAUCACUUCCCACUUUACCUCUGGAGAUGGCAAAGUCAGCGAGAGGGUCCUGGAUUACCACAAGACCAUCCAGGCUCUUUCACUGCCCAGAAAUAUUCCAGAUACCAACCCCUAUCGAUCUAGCUCCUCCGACGUCACGAGCCGCUUCGACCACGUCUUCUGGUUCGGAGACUUCAACUUCCGCCUGAAUGAGAACCGGGAGGUAGUAGAGGAGAUCCUCAACCAUGGCCGGGACCUGGACGUCUCGUUGCUGCUGCAGCAUGACCAGCUGUUGAAGGAAAUGCAGAGCGGUUCUAUAUUUAAGGGGUUCCAAGAGGCCCCCAUCUUCUUCCGUCCUUCCUACAAGUUUGACGUUGGACAGGACACCUACGACACGACCUCCAAGCAGAGGACGCCUUCGUAUACGGACCGGGUCAUCCAUCGAAGCCGCCACCAGAAUGAGAUCCAGGCUGUGAAGUACUCGGCCUGCUUUGGGAUCAGAACCUCCGAUCACCGCCCCGUGUAUGGGCUGUUCCGUGUCAAAGUCAGGCCCGGAAGGGACAACAUCCCGCUGGCGGCAGGCCUGUUCGAUCGAGAGCUUUAUUUGAUUGGCAUCAAGAGACGGAUCACGAGGCAACUUCAGAAAAAACAAGCUCUGAAAAACCAAAAAUCCAGCGCGGUCUGUUCCGUUUCCUGACCAAACGCACCCCGGACUUCUGAGGCAAGUGAAAAGGGGCUUGUGGACCAGGCCUCCUUCGGCUCCCUCUCCGAAGCCAGGCUGGGGGUAAGGAGGCUUCAGCGGGGCCCCCAAAGCGAAGGGCUCCUUGGAGGCUGGACGCAGCUGGGCAGCCGAGGGGUUGGCUCAAGAGUCCUCCAGCGUGUACCGCUUCUUCCUUCUCGACAACAAGCCGGUCUCUUCCCGUAUCCUGUUGCUUGAGGAGGGCCCUGGAGUAACCCUGCAGGGCGUUGGCGUUUUCUGGGUUACACCAGCCGUAAACCUUUCUUAGGUUCGGAAGGCACUUCUGAGGGAACAGAGGACCACAUUCUCCAAGCCUUGUUUUGUUCAGCUGCAGCUUGGAAGUGAGUGACGCACUAAUUUGGUCCCACAAACCGCAACGUUUUUCCUAAGAAUUCCAGAAAGGCCCUUGAGGUGCCAGAGGGGAAAGGGAAGACAGCAACCCCAUGGGAGUUUAUAGGGUGGGGUUUUUUUUUUACCUUCAAUCAAGACAAACCAGCUUUCACCAGCUACAUUUUUUAAAAUCCGUUAACUAAGAGAAACUGGAAACCAGUUUCAAUCAACAUAGAGCCUUGAGCGGCUGUAAAAAUCUGUAUUUUCAACAACAAAGGCCAUUUUUUAACCGAUGCCAAUGGUUGAUGAGUUGCUAGGAAUAUUUUCCCCUCCUCAGGUUUAGUCAACCAUCAUUUUCCUGGAUUGUGUUUGGGUUCAGAAUUCCUUGAAAUAAAAGGAUGAUCCAGAACUAAAAAUGCGUCCCUAGUGUGUCGCCUGCUUCUUUAAUCUCUGCGCUGUUGAUAUACCUGUAUUGCUACCUGGAGCUAAUUUAAAUCCUCAUCAACGGGAAGUCCAGUAUUUUCAACAUGUAAUACAAGAUUCAGAACGUAAGAGAGUUGCUUGUUGUGCUGGACUGUGGCAGGGGGCUGUGUCCCACCGCAUUCUUCCAGCCUGCAACGUGGCAACUCCGUAAAGGAAA
Messenger RNA from Pseudonaja textilis, 3044 nucleotides. The record is from RefSeq and is a predicted model, not a curated record. Lineage: Eukaryota; Metazoa; Chordata; Lepidosauria; Squamata; Elapidae.